GUAAUAGGGUACUGAUUUAAUAAGGCUAUAUCUCAUCCUAUCGUAUAUUGAUACCUACAAUAAUGUCAACUACCGCUAUUGAAGUGGACAACCAAAACGGCCAUAUAACGGAAGAAGAUAUUAAAUUAAUAUUGGCUAGCUAUAAUCGUUCUAAUGAAGAAAUAAUUAUUGAAAACUACUCCGUGCAAAGCGCUAGUGACAAAAUGUUAGGAUUUCUGGCUGAAUAUUGGAAAGUGAGAGUGCUCUUAUCGAAUAGAAAAGUUUUAUAUUUCUUCAUAAAAGCUAUUUCUAGAUCGAACGCAGCAAAAGCAAACAUGGUGAAAGAAUUGCACCUUUUUGAUAAGGAGGCCUAUUUUUACACCGAGAUUAAGGAGAAGAUUGAAGUACCUGGACUUAAACCGUGGGCUGCGAGAUUGAUAACAGCUUUGGAUGAUGCAAUGGUUUUUGAAGAUUUGAGCUCUAUCCACUAUAAGCUAAGGAAUAAAUUUGAUCGAUUUGACAUGGCUCACACUUUGCAGGCUUUAAAAACGUUAGCCAGAUUUCACGCAUCUUCUAUUAUUUAUGAAGAGAAGAAAAAGGAAGAAACUCCGGGAGGCUACACUAUUAAUGAUGAAUAUGAACAAUCUUUGGACAGAGGUGGAUACACUUCGACAUCAGAUUGGUUUUGUCAGUGCAUGUACGGAGCAUUAGAAGCUAUUAAGUCAUAUUCAAAGUACACUGAAGCAGAUAUUAAUUUGAUCGACAGUCUUUGGCAGGGCGUUUGGAGCACUGCUUUAAGCUUAAGUGAUUUCGCUCCUAAACAGAAGAAUGUAAUUUGCCACCGGGACCUGUGGAAUAAUAACAUCAUGUUUCACUACACUGAGGCCGGGGAGAACCAGCCUGAGCCAGAUGACUGCAUCCUUGUUGAUUUUCAAGCGAUAAGGUAUCAGCCUCCGGCCGGUGAUGUUAUGUUGCUACUCUGCUGCAAUUUAGACCCAACAUUUAGAGAGCAAAAUUUGAGAUUGUUUUUAGAUUUUUACUAUGAAGAACUUGGAAAAAUACUAUGUAACUAUAAUGUCAACAUCGCAUCAAUAAUGUCUAGAGAUGAUUUUUUGCAGUCUGCUGAAGAGCAAAGACAGUGGGGGCUUAUUCUCUGUGCUUGUCUAAUACCACAGUUUUGGUUGGACGAUGACCUCACCACAGAAAUUUUCUCUGAUAAUGCCCAGUUUAAUGAAAUACUGUCCAAAAAUAAAGGAUUGUUUAUAAAAAAGAUGAUGGAGAGUAAUGUAGAUUAUAAACAGAAAGUCAUGGAAAUAUUUGAAGAAAUUGCAGAUAGAUAUUGCUUAUCUAAUCAGUUACAUAGGAACAUUUAACCCAAUAGAUAUUAAAACAAC
This is a messenger RNA of Helicoverpa armigera (cotton bollworm), 1373 nucleotides long. RefSeq lists its product as uncharacterized. The transcript is spliced from 2 exons. Bases 63 to 1352 code for a protein of 429 amino acids. Lineage: Eukaryota; Metazoa; Arthropoda; Insecta; Lepidoptera; Noctuidae. The record is from RefSeq and is a predicted model, not a curated record.